AUGGAGGCAAGAUCAGAUCUUGGGCCUGGAUUGCUCAUGCCGCCGGCGACCCCCGACAAUGGCCGGCGGCCGCCGUUCGAUUCCUCCACGGAUGGCGCCUCCUCUUGCUCUCCCGCGGUCGCCCCCGCGUCGGCUGAUUUGGGGGUGUUUGAUAAGCACGGCUUCAUCUACCUCAGUUCCCCCAUUGGGGAACAGCCUCGAUCUGUACCCGGCGCCACUGAUGGCUGCGCAGCCACCGUGCAGACCUCCGAUUCCUCCGACGAGAUUGCGCCGCCAGGGGCUGGUUCCGCUCCUAGCGCUGCUGCUGCGACUCCUAUCUUCAUCCCCACCCCGGAGAAAGAGGAGAGCACCCAUUGGAGGCCAAAGAAGAAGUCCACCAAGGGGGUGCCUCGGCUGAAGGUGAUGAAGGAUAAACACCCCAAGCCUGCCCGCACAACGCCGGCUAAGCCUCACAAGACGCCGGUGGCAAAAAAGGACGGCGGGGCUGGAUCUGUUGGAGAUGGCACUGAUAAUAAGCUAUCAAAGCGCAAGUUAGACUUCGAUCUGGAAGUCAUUACGGGGAGUUUCGGCAGGGCCAAGCUGAUGGCCAAUCUGCGGCUCCUUGCAGAGGUUAACAAUAUUUCAAGUGCGACGAAGACGAAGAAAAAGAAAGCAAGUGGCGACUGGGCCAUUGUUCCUUACCAGAAUGCUGCUCCGACUGAUGCGUCCUGCUCUACUUUGGUCCCAUUUGGGGGUUUGGGUGGCCACGGAAAUCACUCGAAUCAAGUGCGGCCCAAGGUGCUAGGCCUCGAUGUUGAGACAUUGCGAGUGUGUGGCGUUCUGACCAAGUGGGAAGAGAUUGACAGUGAAAGUUUCGAAGGGGUUGAUAUCGGCAGCGGGCCUGGAUGGAAUGAAACUCGGCGGGAUUAUAAGAAGCGUGUGGAUUGGUUUAUUGCGACCGUAAAGGAUUUAUUCGGUCCCAGAGAAUAUUCUCGAUGGGGAGGAUCCGUAAUUGAUUCUGUGGUUGGUACUUUCCUGACACAAAAUGUUGCUGACCAUUUAUCAAGCAAUGCUUUUAUGAUCCUGGCAGCAAAAUUUCCUAUGAAUAAGAGGAAGGGUAAUGCUGAAGAAUGUUCAUAUGUACCUCUGUCAACAGUUGACGUCAAAGAAAACUUGAAUUUGACUAAAGCACAUGAUGCUGGUGAUUCUACCAAUUCAGUUUUUACCAAUCCCAUUGAUUGCGAGGAAGUUGGUUACGGUGAGGAGGUAAAAGGAAACUAUGGUCAAGACUACAAAACAAUUAUGGAGAAGUUCCUAGCUAUUAUUAAAGAGAAAGACAUCUCUACCUGGGAGAAGGAUGAUCUUUUGAACUUAGUCAAGGAUAAAUCUGGAAAACCAAUAUGCACUGAAAACACCUUAAGAAAGUUCAUAGCCACGCUGCGGGUGGAAGAUACUGCUCGCUGGGAUAAGUUACGGGAUGAAGCAUAUAGAAAAGGAUAUGAUAACGGAAGCAAAACUAGAAUAACUGACAAAGUAAAUUGGGAAGCUGUACAGCAGGCCUCAUUUGUUGACGUUGCAAAGUGCAUUGCAGGCAGGGGACAACAUUACCUUCUCGCAUUGCGGAUACAGGCAUUUCUCACGCGCAUAAAGAAAGAUCAUGGAAGCUUUGACCUGGAUUGGCUUAGAUGUCUACCACGAGAAAGCGCAAAAAAAUACCUACUCAGCAUAAAUGGACUUGGAGCUAAAAGUGUCGACUGCAUACGUCUUUUGUCACUGGAGCAUAAAGCAUUCCCAGUUGAUGUCAACGUAGCUCGCAUAGUCACAAGGCUACAAUGGGUUGAACUGCAAUGCUGUUCUGAGGAGUUUCAUUCGGUUGACCUAUAUCCACUCAUGCAGGAUGUGCAGAAUUACUUAUGGCCUCGACUAUGUACUAUUGACAAAGAAAAAUUGUAUGAACUACACUGUCUCAUGAUAACUUUCGGAAAGGUAAUUUGCACAAAAGUAGAUCCAAAUUGCAAUGCUUGCCCAUUCCGUGGGGACUGCAGGUACUACAAAAGUAAACUUACCAGACCAUUACUUCCUCCUGCAGAGGAGCAUGUGCGUGGUGGUGAAGAGAAAACAAGUAUAGUUACUUCUGAAAGACUGUUGUCAAAUGGUAGCUCCAUACCAAGUCAUCAAAUCGAAGAAAGCAGGACUGCUGGCAGACAACCCUCCCGCAGCUGUGAGCCCAUUAUUGAGGUGCCACCAAGUCCCGAAUAUGAAUAUGAAGCACUUGAUGAGCAAGAAUAUCCCAAUGAAGAUGAUCUUGUUGAUAUUGAAGAUAUUAUGUCAGGAGUACACUACGACGUUGAAAUAAAUCUGUGUUCAAACAAGCCUACGGUGAGCAAUUGCUCUUGGACACCAAAUCGUGGAAAAGAUUUGGCAUUGAGCAAUUCACAACAUACAAGCAGGAAAAUGAAACACAUAGGGCGUCUUAGGACAGAGCACCUUGCGUAUGUGCUCCCAGACGGUCAUCCAUUGUUGGAAGAGUUUGAAGAGCGAGUUCCAGAAGAUCCAUCUCCUUAUCUCCUGGUUCUUCAUCCUUGUCCUGACAAUCCUCCUCCUGGUGCUGUCCAGAACUGCAUGGUGAAGGGCACAAUUCUGAUACCCUGUCGAACAGCAUCCACAGGAAACUUCCCAUUGAACGGUACCUACUUUCAGGAUCAUGAGGUCUUUGCAGAUGACUCAUCUAGCCGUCUUCCAAUAGUCUUCUCUAGUGAGUGUCUCAACGAUCUGGGGAAAUGCAUUGUAUAUUUUGGCUCAUCAAUACACUCUAUCACAAAAGGUCAAACAAGACAAGACAUUGAAGACUGCUACAAGAAAGGAUAUGUGUGCAUAAGAGGGUUCGACCGGCGGACGAGAUCCCCGAGGCGACUACGCGCCGCAUUACAUUCCAUCAACGAAAAGAAAGAGGACGGCAGCAAACAUAAGGAAGGCGCGGGGCUGGGGAAGAGCAAUGAGCAGAAGGCGCCUUCGACAAAUUAG
Triticum turgidum subsp. durum (durum wheat) is the source of this 3003-nucleotide messenger RNA. The record is from the annotation of a GenBank genome assembly. Lineage: Eukaryota; Viridiplantae; Streptophyta; Magnoliopsida; Poales; Poaceae.